Messenger RNA from Phaethon lepturus (White-tailed tropicbird), 725 nucleotides. It is a transcript of the gene TMEM208, whose product is annotated as transmembrane protein 208. Gene Ontology annotation, cellular component: intracellular membrane-bounded organelle. The record is from RefSeq and is a predicted model, not a curated record. The transcript is spliced from 4 exons. Gene Ontology annotation, biological process: vacuolar protein processing. The annotation marks the transcript as partial. Lineage: Eukaryota; Metazoa; Chordata; Aves; Phaethontiformes; Phaethontidae.
GCCGUCUACGCCAUGGUGAACCUGGUCAUCUUCUACCCCGCCGCCUCUGCCUGGACAUGGCUGGCAUUCAUCUUCAGCUCGGUGAUCUACGGCACCAGCUACCGGUCCAUGAACUCCAUGGCAAAGCCGUCUUUCACAGACGAUGGCAGCCUUGCCGACGGAGGAAUUGACCUGAAUAUGGAGCAGGGGAUGGCAGAGCACCUCAAGGACGUGAUCCUGCUGACAGCCAUGGUGCAAGUGCUGAGCUGCUUCUCGCUCUACGUCUGGUACUUCUGGCUCUUGGCUCCGGGGCGCGCUCUCUACCUCCUGUGGGUGAACAUCCUGGGGCCCUGGUUUACAGCUGACUCGUCGCCCGCCGGUCAGGAACCAAAUGAGAAGAAGCAACGCCGACAGGAACGCCGCCAGAUGAAACGCUUCUAGCCCUGGCUGGGGAGAUAGAUUAACGCCGUCUCCCAUCUCCAUGCUGUUAUUUCAUCAGGGAUGCGACCGAAACCAUCACAGUAGCUAUGUUGCCCUCUCUCAUUGCUGCCAUUCCACUAGAAAGGCUGCAAGAGACUUCCCUUGGUUGGUUCUUAGCGCCAGUCGAGGCCUUGCUCCUUGGGAGGACGAGGGGGUGAUGGUGGGGUGUGUGUAAAUACCUUUUUCAAGCAGUGCUGUAUCGUGUUCGAGGUUGGGGAUUGCAACGUUGGAGGAAAUAGUACAUUAAAGAGCAGAGUCUAAUUGAC